This is a messenger RNA of Trichomycterus rosablanca, 2004 nucleotides long. Its product is annotated as maternal embryonic leucine zipper kinase-like. Gene Ontology annotation, biological process: intracellular signal transduction; protein phosphorylation. Gene Ontology annotation, molecular function: ATP binding; protein serine/threonine kinase activity. The coding region runs from base 1 to 1686 and encodes 561 amino acids. The transcript has 18 exons. Gene Ontology annotation, cellular component: cytoplasm. NCBI's taxonomy places the organism in Eukaryota, Metazoa, Chordata, Actinopteri, Siluriformes, Trichomycteridae. The record is from RefSeq and is a predicted model, not a curated record.
AUGCACCUCGAGGUCUCUCAGACCAGAAGAAACGAGUCACGUCUGGAGGAGACCAGGCACCCGGCUAAUGCCACACCUACUCGUGACUUCAUGGUGCUGGCUGAAGACCUGCAGCACUGUUCAGUCCAGAGCUGCGAGGACGCCGGGCGACGCUUCUGCUUCCAGGUGGUCACGCCCACAAGGAGCUGUACGUUCCAGGCCGACUGUGAGGCAGGUAGACGGGCAUGGAUCAGCGCCAUUCAGAACCUGACUGAGAGAGAAGAAACAGUCGAGAGCGAGGAGGAUUCAGACGGGUACGAUGAUGAUUCGAAAUCAGACUCCAGUGAGACGUUAUCGGAAGGGGAGUUUCAGUUGGAGGACUCAGACUCGAGCGAGCAGACAGACUGCCAGGGACCACGAGUGUCUUCUGAAGCUCCAGGUGGGAUCAGUUCUGGAGAAGUCGUCUGUGAUGCUCUCGAGAACAAGGAUGCUGAAGGAGAAACCAACAACAGAGAACGUCAAGAGGAGAAAACGACCAACACGAACCCGGACAGCUUUGAGAGCGGACACACUGUCGGAGAGCUGCUGGGAAAGGGAGGCUGCGGUUCCGUCUACGAAGGCGACCGUAAAGCGGAUGUGAACCAGCAGGUUGAGGUGCCAUGCACUGUACCCGAGACAGACGACACCACAGAGGGAACGUCACGUGUGGUUGAGGACGUCUCCGAUCUGCACAAGUGCUAUGAGGUUUACAAUACCAUUGGAUCAGGUGGUUAUGCGACGGUCAAGCUCGGCAGGCACAUUCAGACUCAAGAGCCAGUGGCCAUCAAGAUCCUGGAGAAGAAAGAGCUCGGGGAUGAGUUGUCCGAUUUGAGGAUAGAGAUUGAAGCCCUGAAGAACCUCAAUCAUCAGCACGUGUGCCGCUUGUACCAAGUCAUGGAGACUGUUGACCAGAUCUACAUGGUGCUUGAGUUUUGUCCGGGUGGAGAUCUGUUCGACCACAUCGAUAAUAACGACAGGUUGUCGGAGGAGGAGACGCGCAGGAUCUUCCGUCAGAUCGUCUCGGCGCUGGCCUACGUCCACAGCCAGGGAUACGCCCACCGUGACCUUAAGCCAGAAAACAUCAUGCUGGAUGAGAAGAACAACAUCAAGCUCAUCGACUUUGGUCUCUGUGCCAAACCAGAGGGUGGACUGGGUACUGCUCUGAUUGAGGGCUGUGGAACCCCUCCCUACUUGGCACCAGAAAUCAUUGAUGCGCAACCCUAUCUUGGUGCAGAGGCAGAUGUUUGGAGCUUGGGUGUUGUCCUAUAUGUCAUGCUGUGUGGCUACCUCCCAUUCGAUGGUGACAACUUUGUGGAGCUCCAUGAACAAAUCACUAAAGGACAUUAUGACACUCCUGAUUGGCUGUCUCCUGGUUCUGUACUGCUGAUUAAGGAAAUGCUGCAGGUGGUUCCAGAGCGGCGUAUAAAGGUGGAGCAUCUGCUGGAUCAUGAGUGGGUAAUGAAGGGGUACAGCAGCCCUGUGGAAUGGCACAGCACAUGCCCGCUGGAUCAUCUAGAUAAGGAGAGCAUCACCGAGACGGCUGUGAUGUUCAGACAGUCCAACCAAAGCACCAAGCAGCUGGUGUCUAAGUGGAAGUUUGAUCAGACCACAGCUACGUAUCUUUUGCUCUUGAGAAGGAAGCAGCGCAGUAGUCCAGUGUGUAGCUGAGCGGACGUGUAAGAAAUCCAGGAGACGUCGUCAGUGCGACAAGGAGGGACGAUGGUGGCACCAUCCAAUCAGGACACAUUACAUCUCAAUUUCACAUUUCAAUGAUUGUUGCAGAUGUUUCUCUCUAACCCAUCCUCUUUCUCUUUCUUUUUACCAGAACGAUGCAUUUUGGGUAUCUGUGUGUGACUGGUUAGAGGAACUUCACUGAAGUGCCGCCCUUGUUGAUCCACACAGCUGUAUGAGAAGUGUAGAACAUGGAUGAGCAGGAUCAACAAGCCUUAAAAUCUUAUAACAUUAAAUAAUAAAUAAAUAAACUCA